Molecule: messenger RNA, 943 nt
Organism: Mesorhabditis spiculigera
Lineage: Eukaryota; Metazoa; Nematoda; Chromadorea; Rhabditida; Rhabditidae
Source: the annotation of a GenBank genome assembly
UCAGCCCAGAGCCACUUAUCCGCCGGCUUCGCACAAGGCGUUCCUCGGCGCCGGCAAGCCGAAAAACGACGAGUGGUGGAAAGCCCUCAGCACCCAGCUUCGCCUGAUGAACUACACGCAAACCGAGACGCGCCACGGCGCCAUAUGCUCAUCGGACAAUAAGUCGCUCAAAGUGCCGGCCACCGAGGUGCUGCUGGCCGGCGUUCGCGGAGCUGCACUUUCGGGAGAUGAAGAAGCUCCCGCGUUGGAGACGGAACGCGUCGAGCUCGGCGGUCAAUGCAAUUUGCCGCCUUUCCAGAUUUGCAGCAACAACGUGCUGGACCAGUUGACGGAGAUUCGGCCGAACAGCAUCGCCGCCCUGGAGCCGAUCACCGAUUGGCCCGACGCGAAGAAGACGCGCUUCGGGCUCGGCUUCAUCGACGUCAUCAAGGACGUGUGCGUCUCCUACGGUCUCGACAUGAAUGCCAAGCUAACACCAUCUCAACAAUCGGCCGUUUCUGAUGUGCUCAAGCCGUCGCAAGCCGCCGUCUACACGAUGCACCUCCAUUCCGGCGCAACGAUGAAAGAUCUGGCCCAUACGCGCGGGCUGAGCGAGGGUACGGUAGCCACCUACCUGUCCGAGGCGCUACGUGAAGGCCUACCCGUCCACCAAAAGCCGCUUGGGCUCACCGAAGAGAGACGGACAGCCCUUCUUGCUGCAAUUGACGACAAUGGAAGAGAUAUCUUCCGGAUGAAGCCGUUGUUUGAAAAGCUGCCCGAGGGCACGAUGGACUACAACGUUCUGAAGAUGCUGCUUCGAAUUCUCGAAUUCGAGUUUGGCACGCAGAAUGACGGUGAAGAGCCACCGACGUCAGGAGUAGCUUCUGGAGAGACUUCCGAGCCCGCUGUCCCGGCCUGGAUGACGGCGCUAUCCUCACAGCCCCCGGUCAAGAAAUCGAAACAA